This is a messenger RNA of Carassius auratus (goldfish), 896 nucleotides long. Its product is annotated as fucolectin-1-like. Bases 1 to 675 code for a protein of 224 amino acids. The record is from RefSeq and is a predicted model, not a curated record. NCBI's taxonomy places the organism in Eukaryota, Metazoa, Chordata, Actinopteri, Cypriniformes, Cyprinidae. The transcript is spliced from 5 exons.
AUGCAGAAUCAGCUUCUCUUGAAAGUGGUGAAAGCGCACCAGGAUUGUGCGCGGUUUCUCACCAACUACCAGUUUAGGCUGAAGAGAACGAUGUGCUUGAUCCACUUUAACCAGGCGAGGAAAAUGCUCUUCUCUGAGCAGUUGGGGAAUCAGCCUGGAGACAAAUUCAGUGUCUUUUCCAUUCAGGGGAGUUCAGAAAAUGUGAAAGAGAAUUUGGCAUUAAGAGGAACGGCUGUACAGUCGAGCACAUAUAACAGCUGUGGGGCUGCAAAGGCCAUCAACGGCAUCAAAUACUCUCCUUCAGGUAUACCCACUCCAGAAGAAAUCUAUACAUACUGCUCCAUCACAUCAAAGGAGCUCAACCCGUGGUGGAGGCUGGACCUGCUGGAUUCUUACUCCAUUUCCAACGUGAUCGUCACCAACAGAGCUGACAGCUGCUGUCCGGAUCAAACUGCUGGAGUAGAGAUCCGCAUCGGAAACUCUCUGGAAAACAACGGAAACAACAAUCCCAGAUGUGCUGUCACUUCACUUGUCCCAGCAGGCAGUUCUGUCAGUUUCUCUUGUGGGGGAAUGGAAGGUCGUUAUGUGAACAUGUACAUUCCUAACAUCCAGGAGUAUCUCACGCUGUGUGAGGUGGAGGUUUAUGGAACAGCCUCCUGUGAAGAGUUCAUAUGACCCAGCACCUGUGAGUAGAUGAUGGCUACCCUGCAAGGACUCCAGAUACAAAAUUAUGAUAUUUUUAUUGCUUUAAAAUGCAGAAACAGUUUGCUUGAAUGCAUAUCUGGUAUUUGUAAAUAUUAUAAUUUCAAUUAGAUUUAGAUUUCAACUGCUCUUUCUGAUACAAGCUCCUAUAAAGACUAUAAAGGAUUUUGUAAAAGGAAAAACGUGCAUUUUCU